CAGGGGUUUGGCAGCACUUGCAAUUCCACCUGCAAGCAAAGUACCUACAAGAGAAGCACGAGAAGCGACCAUUUUCCAACUUGUAAAGGGCGUCUGACUCUAGGAUAACUUUCCAGGCAGUGUUGAACUUUUCUGGCACACUUUCUGUAUCUGUGAUUGAAGCCUUUGAAAGCUAGGUUUGAGAGCACGUUGUCGCUUCCACCUUUGAGUGGUCAUGGCGACUGAUAAAAAGGGGAAGCAGUUUCGGAAGAGGAAAGCGGCAGAAAGCGACGAUGACGAAGAGGAGCUGGACGUCAGGUCUGCCCUGGAAGAAACCAAGUACUUGCAGCGGCUGAGGGAGCGUGGAAAGGGCAUUGAUGCAGAGAAACUAGGGACGGGGGCAAAGGCAAAGGAGGCGACCGAGGUGCCCCCAGAAGAGGCCCCCAACGACAGUGAACAUGCCCUCCUAGAUACAUUCAAGCAGGAGACAACUGUCACUGUCGAGGAUCCAGCAAUGCAACGGUACAUUGAGGAGGAGCUGGCGAAGCGGAGGGGCACGGCUGUUCAGAAAGCGGAGCAGGCAACGAACGAGAACGAGUUGUUCAUGACGCCUGAACACCUGAGAGUCAGGAAGAGGGGCGACGUCGAUCUGGGGAGCUCAUGGACUACCGGGAUUGUGGAGGUCCAAUUGCCUGUAGAUUACAAGCUCAAAAACAUAGAAGAAACGGAGGCAGCCAAGAAGCAAUUAGCGGAGCAGAGUCGUGGGGACAAGAGCAGGCUUGGCUCCAGCAUACCCGCGAACUAUAGCACAGACUACCACCAACGAGGGAAGGAGUUUGCGAACAACCGGCGAGGGCCGCCUCAAGGGAAGGCUCACAACGCUAGUGGGGAGAAAGGGUUAGCUGCUACAGACGACAUGGUACUUGAGCGCUUUAGAAAACGAGAAACACACAAGGCGAUGAGGAAAUAACAGACGAAGUCUAAAAGAAAUUGUCGGCAAGGUCAGUCUGCGCCAGGAAUGGCGUUCUUGUUUGGUGCUUGUGAGUCUGCUUGCUCCGCUCCAGCACGAGUCGUUAGCAUGACUAUUAAGUGCAGUGGUAUGCGGCGCAGCCCUGGAUGUGCAGGGUUUGUACGUGGGUAUGUGGUUAACUCAUCAUGCAGAAGCCCUCUGACAUGCGUGUCGGCGAACACGUCUAGCUCGCAACCGCCUAGGCUGCAUACGUAAUGGUUGAUCUGGGUCCCAUAUGCAAACAAUUGACUAGCUGUCGAUCUACUCGAAAAGCUAAGUUAAGCUGAUGCAGUGCAAGUACUUUUCGAAGAAACUUCACAUAUAUAGAGCCUGCCCAGGGAAUUCUUC
Messenger RNA from Klebsormidium nitens, 1336 nucleotides. The record is from the annotation of a GenBank genome assembly. NCBI's taxonomy places the organism in Eukaryota, Viridiplantae, Streptophyta, Klebsormidiophyceae, Klebsormidiales, Klebsormidiaceae.